AAACGUGUAAGAGUACUUAUAACGCGGGUUGUUGUACAGCUGUCUUCUAAGCAAUUCUCGCAUAGUAACAGUUAUGUCGAUAUUGUCGAUGCAGCAAUAAAUAUCGCGACUGGAAACUGGUAUAGCUUUAAAUUCCUAUCCCACGACAGGAGAAGAGUCGGUUUGUCUGGGUCAAUUUGGGUUGUGGUCACGACAACUAGUCGCCUGGGUCAUCUGCAGUCGUCUACUUACAGCGAAGUGAACGAAAAAUUAAUUAAUCGAAAUGCCUAAUAUUAUAAAUGAUAUUAAAUUAGAUUUUAAAGAUGUGCUGCUCCGGCCGAAGAGGAGCACGUUAAAGAGCAGAUCCGAUGUCGAUCUUUACAGAGAAAUUAAAUUUCGCAACUCUGGACAAACUUACAAGGGAAUACCAGUAAUGGCUUCGAAUAUGGACACGGUUGGAACAUUUGAAAUGGCCAAAGCCUUGUCGAAACACGGCCUGUUCACCACCGUGCACAAGUAUUAUUCGCCAGAAGAAUGGAAAGAGUUCGCGCUCAACAAUCCCGAAUGCAUUCAACAUAUGGCUGCUAGCUCUGGCACGGGGAAGGAUGAUUUCGAACGACUGUCGAAUGUUCUGGCGGCCGUUCCAAAUUUAAUAUUUAUUUGCUUGGACGUAGCGAAUGGAUACUCGCAACACUUUGUAGAAUAUGUUAGGAAAGUGAGAGCAGAAUUUCCCAAUCACACCAUAAUCGCAGGGAACGUGGUCACUGGCGAGAUGGUCGAAGAGUUGAUACUAUCCGGGGCCGAUGUGAUCAAAGUUGGAAUUGGUCCAGGAUCGGUGUGCACGACGAGGAUGAAGACCGGCGUUGGAUAUCCACAAUUGAGCGCUGUGAUCGAAUGCGCGGACGCUGCUCAUGGCUUGAAAGGACACAUUAUUUCUGAUGGCGGUUGCACGUGUCCGGGUGAUUUAGCAAAGGCAUUCGGUGCCGGGGCAGAUUUUGUAAUGGCCGGUGGCAUGUUCGCUGGGCACGACGAAUGUGGCGGGGAGAUUAUUGAAAAAAAUGGGAGGAAACUGAAACUGUUUUAUGGGAUGGCAUCGAGCACGGCAAUGAAGAAACACGCCGGUGGUGUCGCCGAAUACAGAUCGUCGGAAGGUAAAACCGUGGAAGUACCUUAUAAAGGGCCGGUGGAGAACACCGUGUUGGAUAUACUGGGUGGUUUACGGUCCGCCUGCACGUACACGGGAGCCGAACGAUUACGCGAAUUACCUCGACGUGCCACGUUCGUACGUUGCACACAACAAUUAAAUCCGAUGUAUGGCCCGCCGCCAGAGAUCUGAAGAUCUGUUCCUAGAUUUAACGCGGUUAUAGAUAAAAUAUCCACUGGGUCAAUUAACAGAGUGGUAUUAUUUGCUGGCAAAUAAUAUUUAGAAGCUUAAAUUAACAUAGAUAUAUACGUACUUGCGUUCCGAUUCAUUCGAUUCAACGAGUUUUCUUCGUGUAUAAACAUUUUGUUCACAUGAUAGCGUUUUCUUUCUAUGAACGCUUCGUGCGUGAUUGUACAUAUUGUGUAUGUAUAUCGAUGGAUAUGUUCGGCGUAGAGGUAGAAUUUGUUAAAGUAAGGUAUCGACGAAUGUAUUUUUUAAUGAUUCUAGAACGAUUAUGUGUUGAACACACAUACAUGUAUAGGUUUGGAUAGUCUGAUCGCAUAUGUACAUAUAUUGUACACAUGUACAUAAUGUAUAAAUUGAACGCUUACGUACGAUGCGUGUCUGUAGAACAAAUUAUUAUGUAUACACCGAGUGAAACAUUGAAGUAUCGAAAGCUGGAAUCAUGAAAUGAUCAUUAUUUCACGUGCAAUAAAUAAUUGUGGGCUUUGAAAUGUA
Ceratina calcarata is the source of this 1861-nucleotide messenger RNA. RefSeq names its product GMP reductase 1. Gene Ontology annotation, cellular component: GMP reductase complex. The transcript is spliced from 7 exons. Bases 263 to 1315 code for a protein of 350 amino acids. Lineage: Eukaryota; Metazoa; Arthropoda; Insecta; Hymenoptera; Apidae. Gene Ontology annotation, biological process: nucleotide metabolic process. The record is from RefSeq and is a predicted model, not a curated record. Gene Ontology annotation, molecular function: GMP reductase activity.